AUGAGUGAACCAACUCAAGGUAACAAUGCCGGCGACCCUAUUGAUCCCAAUCAGGUGGUCAGCUUUGCUGAGUUAGCGGCUCAAUACCGCGCUCUGACUAGCGCCUGGUCCAAAAAGCUUGAUCUGAAGGAAGAAUUGUUUGGGCUUCAAAAAGAAUGCCAGCGGUUACUCACCGCUUCCAAUCAAGCGUUGAACCAGGUUCUCUGGGAAAAAGACAGGCUUCGGGUCCGUCACCUGGAACUGAGACGCCAAGGCACAAUAGUAUCAGCGGAUGAAGCGCGAUACAACCAGAGCCUCCUUAAUUCCUCAGAAUCGUUUUUUGAAGAUGGAAGUGCAGGGCUUACCGAUGACAUGGCUGAUCUGAAAGCCACGGAGGACGAGCUUGACCGGCAAAUUGCGGACAUCAAGGCCCGGCUCGCAGUAGUGGAGAGGAGGAUUGACGAGGCCUAA
Clonostachys solani is the source of this 450-nucleotide messenger RNA. The record is from the annotation of a GenBank genome assembly. Lineage: Eukaryota; Fungi; Ascomycota; Sordariomycetes; Hypocreales; Bionectriaceae.